Messenger RNA from Condylura cristata (star-nosed mole), 2616 nucleotides. RefSeq names its product vacuolar protein sorting 26 homolog A (S. pombe) (gene VPS26A). The transcript has 9 exons. Bases 113 to 1096 code for a protein of 327 amino acids. Gene Ontology annotation, cellular component: endosome; retromer complex. The record is from RefSeq and is a predicted model, not a curated record. Gene Ontology annotation, biological process: intracellular protein transport; retrograde transport, endosome to Golgi. NCBI's taxonomy places the organism in Eukaryota, Metazoa, Chordata, Mammalia, Eulipotyphla, Talpidae.
GCGGCCUGAGGUCACGUGACUGGGCGCCAAGGCGGAGGGAGCCGUGGGACGGGAGUUCUCCUGAGGGAAGAGGAGUGAAGUGGGGAACGCGGCGGCGGCGGCUGCGCUGACAAUGAGUUUUCUUGGCGGUUUUUUUGGUCCCAUUUGUGAGAUUGACGUUAUCCUUAAUGAUGGGGAAACCAGGAAAAUGGCAGAAAUGAAAACUGAAGAUGGCAAAGUAGAAAAACACUAUCUUUUCUAUGAUGGGGAAUCUGUUUCAGGAAAGGUAAACUUAGCCUUUAAGCAACCUGGAAAGAGGCUAGAGCACCAAGGAAUUAGAAUUGAAUUUGUAGGUCAAAUUGAACUUUUCAAUGACAAGAGUAAUACUCAUGAAUUUGUAAACCUUGUGAAAGAAUUAGCCUUACCUGGAGAACUGACCCAGAGCAGAAGUUAUGAUUUUGAAUUUAUGCAAGUUGAAAAGCCAUAUGAAUCUUAUAUUGGUGCCAAUGUCCGCUUGAGGUAUUUUCUUAAAGUGACAAUAGUAAGAAGACUGACAGACUUGGUAAAAGAAUAUGAUCUUAUUGUUCACCAGCUUGCAACCUAUCCUGAUGUUAACAAUUCUAUAAAGAUGGAAGUGGGCAUUGAAGAUUGCUUACACAUAGAAUUUGAAUAUAAUAAAUCAAAGUAUCAUUUAAAGGAUGUCAUUGUUGGAAAAAUUUACUUCUUAUUAGUAAGAAUAAAAAUCCAACAUAUGGAGUUACAACUGAUUAAAAAAGAGAUAACAGGAAUUGGACCCAGUACCACAACAGAAACAGAAACAAUUGCUAAAUAUGAAAUAAUGGAUGGUGCACCAGUAAAAGGAGAAUCAAUUCCAAUAAGACUAUUUUUAGCAGGAUAUGAUCCAACUCCGACAAUGAGAGAUGUGAACAAAAAAUUUUCAGUAAGGUACUUCUUGAAUCUAGUCCUUGUUGAUGAGGAAGACAGAAGGUACUUCAAGCAGCAGGAGAUCAUUUUGUGGAGAAAGGCUCCUGAAAAACUGAGGAAACAGAGAACAAACUUUCACCAACGAUUUGAAUCACCAGAAUCACAGGCAUCUGCUGAACAGCCUGAAAUGUGAACUGAAUAGGAAAAAAAAAAGAAAAAAAAAUCUAUUUAGUUCAGCAGGUUAAAGAUGGUUGCAGCGUGUGUGGGGGUAAAAGGCCAAAACUCCAUUUAUAAGUCUUCCUUUAUCUUACAGUGCUGCAUUUAUUUUAAGAUAUAACUAAAUGUUCUUCAUGUAUAUACAUUCAAAAAGUGCUUUCUUUGAAACACUGGAACUUUCUUAAGCUGCCAGUUUUUUUUACUGCACACUUUGGUUUAAUAAGCACUCAAAUGCGUCAGCAAAAAACAUUAAAGAUUUUCAUGUGAAUAGGCUGGUAUUUGUAAUUUUGCUUUCUUUCUGCAUAAUGUUGAUUAUAAAUAUUUUUUCAUGCUAAUGAUUACCUCUUACUGUCUACAUGCAAAAAAUUACUUUGUGUUCAAAUAAAAUUAGAAAACCUGAGUGGCCCUAAAAUCCUGCAGAGAUUUAAAACAUAGCAUCUCAAUAUUUUUGAGAAUUGUAUGUAUGUUUUUACAUAUGUGCUUGAGAAAUAUAUAUGGAAUGUUUCACUGUAGGUGCUUUCAUGGCUUCCUGAAUUUUACCCUCUUUGAAAUCUUCUGCACUAUGAAUAUUAAAAUUUUUCUCCAUGGGAUUAUUGGACAUAUCAUUAUAGCCUUCUCUUCCCUUUCCCCAUAUUUAGUUACAUUUUGCGACUGUCCAGCAAGCUCUUGUUUUGUGCAUUGAGGAGUUUACGCUAUAUUGGCAUUUUAGAAUUUGUUAAACUAAUUUUUCUGAAAAUAUUUCAAAAUUUUUUAAUUUAAGGAUUCUUUAUAACAUAUAUAUGCAAAUACAGUUUUCUGACCUCACAAAUAUUCUCUUCUCUUUACAGGGGGAAAUGUGGGGAGGGGAGGGUCUCACAGGGCCUGUGAAACAUGUAGUUAAUCAGGAUUCAGACAAUUUCAUGUUAAACUGAAAACUUUGGCUUGCUCAAAUUUAAAUUUAAACUUUACCCACUCUUUAUUUUUUUAACACUAAAUUCAAGUCAUUUUCUCAGCAUAUCUAAAAAAAGGUUGCAGUCAUCUGUUCAUAUGCAUGGGGUCUGAUCUCAAAAUACAUUAUAUGUGGGGUGUAGGAACUAAAAUGAACCCUGCUAUAUGAAACUCUCAUGGUUCACUGGUUUUGUACCAGUAUUUUUUUAUAUACAGCGCAAGUAUUGUCAGUUAACCUUACUUUAUGAGUAAGUUAAGAAACCCAAAUUAAUUUCUUUAAACCUGUUUUACUACUAUGGCACUUUAGUAAAAUGGUCAGUAACCUUUACUGACAAAGGGUUCCAUGUGUUGUGUGCUGGAACAUCUGUUUUCAAUGUGGUUAUCAGUGAAGGGUAAUGUUUUCUUCAUGUUAAGUGCCUGUUCAGAGUUUCAGAAUUAAAAUGCCAAAUAUUUUCAUGGUCACUUGCAUGUAGUAAUCUAGAAAAUAUUGAAAGAAAUUUUGAAAAUCAGUUGCAUUUAACCAGCCUCAAAUCGUGCAACCAUGAUGUAUAAUAAAGAAUUUGAAACAAA